Molecule: messenger RNA, 1121 nt
Organism: Malania oleifera
Lineage: Eukaryota; Viridiplantae; Streptophyta; Magnoliopsida; Santalales; Ximeniaceae
Product: ethylene-responsive transcription factor 4-like
Exons: 1
Coding region: 235-906 (223 amino acids)
Biological process (GO): regulation of DNA-templated transcription
Molecular function (GO): DNA-binding transcription factor activity; DNA binding
Source: RefSeq, a predicted model, not a curated record
ACAGCAAUAAUAAUAAUAUUGUCGCCACACUCGUGGCUAGGGCGGCGCCCCCUUCUACAGUCAAACCCCUCCUUGACUGCGCCACAAUCAUCCCCAUCCUCUCUCUCUCUCUCUCCCCCCCCCUUCACUUCUUCCUUCUAUAAAACGUCCGUCUCCUCCCUCCAUUUCAAACCCACCCUUUUCCUUCCAUUCGAAACCGCAUAACACUUCUUGAUUCGAGAAAAAAAGACCCUUAUGGCUCUCAAGGAGAAACACAGUCCCGCCAAGAAACCCGCGGCGAUGAGCGCCGGCUCAGAGAUGCAUUACCGAGGUGUUAGAAAGCGACCGUGGGGCCGGUACGCGGCGGAGAUCAGAGACCCCGGCAAGAGGAGCCGCGUCUGGCUCGGCACCUACGACACGGCCGAGGAGGCUGCACGCGCCUACGACAACGCCGCCCGCAACUUCCGCGGCCCCAAGGCCAAGACCAACUUCCCCCUCCCCCCAUCCGAUGAGGUAAACCGGAGCCCCAGCCAGAGCAGCACCGUUGAGUCUUCCAGCCCCGAUCGGGUGCCCCAUGCGCCGUCGGAUCUCGACCCCACGCGCCUCACUCUCCGCCCCGCCACCGCUGCCGCUGGCGAGGGAGGUGGGUUUGCUGCAGUUCGGUUCCCUUUCUUUCACCAGCAGUUAGCGGUGGCUGCGCCUGGAGGGACGGUGGCGCCCCCUGUUUUUUAUUUUAACGCGGCUAUGCCGCCGGAGAUGGCAAAAGGAGGGAAGCGGAUGCGGGUCGACCCGAAAUAUAAUGCGGGAUUUGGUUCUGGAGCACAGAGCGAAUCGGACUCAUCCUCCGUUGAUGAUGUUAGCAAUAGUUCUCAGCCUAAAGUAAUUCAUGGUUUUGAUCUAAACCUGCUUCCGCCGUCGGAUGAGUGAUCCGUUUCCUCGGAGAAGAGUUAAUUUAUUUAUUUAAAUUGUAGAUUUUAAUGUUUUUUUUUUUUUUUAGAGAUGAAGAGAUGGAUGACUUUAGUGGUUGAUGUAAAAAAGUUACAAAACCCUUUUUUGCAGCAUAGGGAAAUUAAUUAUAAUUUCCCCUAUGUUGUUACUGUUGUAACCUCUCCUCUCAUUAACGACUUUCUUAAUUUAAUUAA